This is a messenger RNA of Durio zibethinus, 1256 nucleotides long. Its product is annotated as prohibitin-1, mitochondrial-like. Gene Ontology annotation, biological process: mitochondrion organization. The record is from RefSeq and is a predicted model, not a curated record. Gene Ontology annotation, cellular component: mitochondrion; membrane. NCBI's taxonomy places the organism in Eukaryota, Viridiplantae, Streptophyta, Magnoliopsida, Malvales, Malvaceae.
UACAUAAGAAUAUAUAUUAUAAAAUCUUAAACCCUUUUUGUUAUAAGCCUCCAAUCUCUGUUUUUCCUUCCUCCCUUCUCUCGGCUGUUUAGCAUCGACUAAAAUGAAUCUCAACAACAUGAAAGUUCCUAAGAUGCCUGGAGGUGGAGCUCUUCCUGCUCUGCUUAAGAUUGGAAUUAUUGGUGGUCUUGGCGUCUAUGGAGUUGCGAACAGUCUCUACAAUGUUGAGGGAGGGCAUCGAGCUAUUGUUUUCAAUCGUAUAUCAGGCAUCAAAGAUAAGGUUUAUGCUGAGGGGACACACCUUAUGGUUCCAUGGUUUGAGAGGCCUAUCAUCUAUGAUGUUCGAGCAAGACCCCAUCUAGUUGAGAGCACUUCUGGUAGUGGUGAUCUCCAGAUGGUGAAGAUUGGGCUUCGAGUUCUCACUCGCCCUAAGGCAAAUCAGUUAACUGAAGUUUAUAGAACCCUUGGUGAGAACUAUAAUGAGAGGGUCCUGCCUUCAAUCAUUCAUGAAACUUUAAAAGCUGUGGUUGCUCGGUACAAUGCUAGCCAACUCAUUACUCAGAGAGAGAAUGUUAGUAAGGAAAUUCGGAAUAUAUUGACUGAAAGGGCAGCUUACUUCAAUAUUGAACUGGAUGAUGUGUCCAUUACAAGCCUGACUUUCGGGAAGGAAUUCACCGCUGCAAUUGAGGCCAAACAGGUGGCUGCACAAGAAGCUGAGAGAGCUAAAUUUAUUGUGGAAAAAGCUGAACAGGAUAAGAAAAGUGCUGUUAUCCGAGCACAGGGUGAAGCAAAGAGUGCCCAACUCAUUGGUCAAGCUAUUGCAAACAAUCCAGCAUUCAUCACAUUGAGGAAAAUUGAAGCUUCUAGAGAAAUUGCACAGACCAUUUCAAAUUCAGCCAACAAAGUCUUCUUGAAUUCAAAGGAUCUAUUGCUGAACCUUCAGGAGAUGAAUCUGGAAACCCAUCAAAAGUAAUUGCCAUGUUAAGUUGAAAACUUAGUUACUGCCCCUCGUCGGUUUGUUCCGUCGUGACAACUUUUAAUAACAUGAGUUUAUUUUGUCCAAGGAUUAGCGUUCAAACAUCACAUAUGUUCGAUUUAGGACUGUUCAGUUGAGGUACAAAAGGACUGUUGGAUGUAUGUUUUCCUAAUUUCCUCCAUUAUGGAUCAUCUAUAUUAUCUUCCUUAGUAGAUAUAUUUUCUUUGUCAUGAUUCACUGAAGUGGUAGGAACAAACUAGGCAAUUUUUUUUUGUUCAAA